Molecule: messenger RNA, 644 nt
Organism: Helicoverpa armigera (cotton bollworm)
Lineage: Eukaryota; Metazoa; Arthropoda; Insecta; Lepidoptera; Noctuidae
Product: ctenidin-1
Exons: 3
Coding region: 107-553 (148 amino acids)
Source: RefSeq, a predicted model, not a curated record
GGUCAGCCGAUACAGAUAAGUAAAUGGUAUAUAAGGUAACAUUCCAAAAGUAUUCGACAUAAAGUUUGAAACUAUCGUUCUAUUCGUUAAUCCCUGUUUGAACAACAUGGCUUUCAAAAUCGCUUGCUUGGUCCUGGCACUGGCUGUAGCCUGCUACGGAUCCCCUCACUACGGCGGCGGUAACCAAGGUUACGGUGGUGGCCAAGGAGGCUACGGUGGUGGCCAAGGAGGCUACGGUGGCGGCCAAGGCGGUUUCGGCGGCAACCAAGGUAGCCAGGGCGGUUUCGGCGGACACCAGGGCGGUCAGAGCGGUUUUGGCGGGCCCCAAGGCGGCCAGGGUGGUUUUGGUGGGCCCCAAGGAGGCCAAGGCUUCGGAGGACAACACGGUGACCAAGGUUUCGGACAGGGUGGUCAUGGACAACAGGGCUUCGGGCAAGGUCAAGGUCAGGGUGGUUUCGGAGGCCAAGGAGGUAACAGUGGCUUUGGAUCCGGAGGCCACAGCGGACAUGGGGGCCACGGUCACCAAGGAGGCUACCAGCAACACGGAUACUAGAUAUUAAAAAAAAGAACUGAUUGACUGAUGGAAUUUUUAUGUAAUAGGUUUAACUGUGAUUAAUAAACGAGUGGAAUUUUGUUUACCAAUA